Molecule: messenger RNA, 432 nt
Organism: Owenia fusiformis
Lineage: Eukaryota; Metazoa; Annelida; Polychaeta; Sabellida; Oweniidae
Source: the annotation of a GenBank genome assembly
AUGACCUCUUUUAUUGACGCACUCAAUGAUAGUGCAAUGGAAUGGCAUGUCCAAUCCACCAGUCCGAAAACUCUUAACGAAGCAUUGACAAGUGCUUUAAAAUAUGAAUCUUUUAAAAGAGGGCGAGCGAAGUGGUUGACUCCGAAUAUUGGGCGUGAUGAUAAUUCCACUUUAUUGGUUGAAACUAACCUUGCCGUUAAUAAGAUGAUAUUCUCCGAGAUGGAAUCUCGACUCCAAACUUUGGAAAAAUCUCUUAGUGAACGUAACCGCGGAUAUCUAAAACCUCGUCCCUGUGGGAUCUGUAAAUCGCAGGAGCAUCUAACUAUGCAUUGCCCAAAGAAACAUCCCAAUUCUAAAGGUGGCGCUCGUUGUUGUUGGAUAUGUGGAAGUUCAGAUCAUUAUUUUCCCGAAUGUCCUCGUAAGCAGAUUUAA